AUGGCACUUAACGAUAGCGAGUCAGACUUGACGUUUGGCGUGGAAUUAGAGGCGAUCGGGUUCUUUCGAGUUCUAAAUGAGGGAGACGACGUCAAUGAUUCCUUUAUACGCGACGCUUGGCCUGGAUAUAUACUCGUGCCCUACGAACUGGAACACAGAGCAGGUAUUUAUGCGGUACAACAAAUGAUUGAUAUUUUAAGGUCUCAUAAUGUGGAUAUCAACAACUUCGAUCACUCGGUAGUGGGACCACCGUAUCCAAGUCCUCCAUCGGCAGAACCUACCAGACACUCACCUAACUGUGCUAACCCUCUCUAUCAUCGAUGGACUCUGAAACGGGAUGCGUCCGUUAGGCUACUACAAGAUGUGGACGAUCACAUGUCCGAUAUAACCGACUCCCUUAUUGACAAUCCUGGCCGACGAGUUGGGUACCUGGCUUUGGAGCUUAUCAGUCCCGCCGUUAAAGCAUCAAGCGUUGAUGAUAUGGUCGAAGUCUUCACCGUCAUCGAGCAUUUCCAGGGACUCUUCAAGCUUCAUGUCAACAGUACGACUGGUUUGCACGUUCACGUCGGUAUGGGCCGCCGAUGGUUCACUGCCCAGUGGCUCAAUCAGAUUGCCGCUCUGACCUGGGCCGCCGAUGCGAUCCUAACCUAUGUCCAUCCUGACCAUCGGCGGAACAACCAUUAUUGCAUGCGCAAUCGCAUACAUUCUCAGCUUGCGGCUGGCAUGACUGCAGCGCAGGCAAUGGACGGUGCAUCAAGCAGCUUCGUGUAUGUGCAGGGGAGUCCAUGUCCAACUACAGAGGAGGGAGCAUGGGAGAUUGGUAGAUGCAACACAUCAAAUCAAAUUGGCCGCUUGAUGCAUGUCCCCCCAGCCAUGGGGCCUGCCUACAAUUUUGACAACUACUUUCCUGAACCGAGUCGUAGAGGAGGCAAAACAACCAUCGAGUUUCGACAAGCAGCUGGAUCCAUUAGUCCAGAAUGGGUGUGUCAUUGGGCGGCUAUCUGCAUAGGUGUUUGUCGUUAUGCCAUUUUCCACAUGGACUGGCAGUUCUUCGAUCACACGCUUGUGGUACGAUGUGAUAGUGUUGACGCAGGAACAGAGCCGUUCAAUGAACCGCUCGAUAUUUUCUUACGAGAAAUAGGUUGCGCGGCGAGUAGCCUUUUUAUCAUGGCCCAUUCCCACGAUCAGAGACUCAGUCGCAAUGGUCCGACGAUGGAUCCUCAACCAGGACCACGAGCACGGAGACGGAGACGACGGCCAGGCCCCGACCUCUUAUCAUAG
Messenger RNA from Truncatella angustata, 1281 nucleotides. RefSeq names its product putative amidoligase enzyme-domain-containing protein. NCBI's taxonomy places the organism in Eukaryota, Fungi, Ascomycota, Sordariomycetes, Amphisphaeriales, Sporocadaceae. The transcript has a single exon. Bases 1 to 1281 code for a protein of 426 amino acids. The record is from RefSeq and is a predicted model, not a curated record.